AUGAGCGGAAUGGGCGGACCACCACCCCACGGCCAGCUGCCACCACAAGGAGGACAAAUUCCCCCCGGUAUGGGGAGAGGAUAUGGGCCAGGCGGUCCCUCGAACGAACCAUGGAACGCCUACGGCGCCCAGCAACCACCACAUGGCCAGCAACAACAGCAACAACCUCAUCAACAACCGCCUCCUCAACAACAAUUCUACAGUCAAAUGCCCCAGCAACAACUCCCACCACCGCAACAACAUCAACAACCACCAAUGGGAAUGUAUCAAGGACAGGGACAAGGGAUGCCUCCACAACAACAGCAACCUACAUUGCCACAACAGCCACAAUAUCCGAUGGGAAUGGGUCAACAAUUGCAGCAGUCAUUGCAAAAUCCUCAUCCGCAGCAGUCAUUGCAAAAUCCUCAACAGCAGCAGUCGAUAAGUGGUCAAGCGAGAGCUCCACCACAAGGCUACAACUCGCCAGCGCCGAUGGGUUCAGUUGGAUCGACCGCGCCCGCCUCGCAACAACAACAACCGGCGCAACCCCAACAACAACCGGCGCAACAACAAGAGAUCAAGUUUCGCAACGAGUUGCAGAUGUACCCAGAGCAGAUUCUCAACAAUUUAGCCACGUACGACGUUGCGCAGUUGUGCACAAUUGGGAAAGAGAUCGUGAAUGAGUUAAAUGCGAAGACGUCAACCUUCUGUCAGCUGAUGAAGGUGAUCUCAGAGAAGCGCCCGAGCAAUCAGCAAUACGCGUAUAUCAACUACUUGAUGGAAUAUUGCGAGUUGCUGUUGAAGAAGUUGUACGAGAUACGGCUGAGGAUCGAGAAAGCGGCACCUGGGAUAAAAAUGGACCCGGACGAGUUCAUUAAACGAAUGAGUGAAAGCGAGAUGCCGAAAGUCCCUGAGAAAUUGGAACAAGUGAUUGCCGAGUUCGAACGAAAACGAAAACAAUUGGUGGCGAUUAGCGCGGAGAUCAAGCUGUUCGAUUGGACCGCCGCCGUGACCGACCCGGCCACGUUAAAGAGUCGAGAACGCGGGGAAAGGAGAACCGUGGCUUUCAAAAUUUGUGCCAAUGCGAUCUCCAGAGCGAGUUGGCGGUGGAUUGCAGGCUCCGCACGGGAAGCGAGCACGAAAUCGUGUCAACAGCACCAAAUCAACAAAAAGAGAGUUAUCAAAAGUCUUGAAGUGAAACAAAGGCCAUUACAAGGAACACUUCGAAUUACGCCAAAGUUUUACUACUUUCGAUGUCUCUACUUGGAGUGUUGCGAGCAACCAGAUCUUUCGCUUAUCGUACCAUACUCAUACUCGAGUGUGUACACUUUCUAUGAGGACCAGCUCAUCGGCAUGUUUUACUCAAUUUUGUGGGGGGUUCACAACGGCUUCAAACGGAUCGACGUCUCUAUUUACCAUGAAAGAAUUUGUACAUAUCUACGACAAAGUGAUCCGACGAUCGUGGGCAAGCAUCCGAUUAAGAAACCGGAGCUUGUCAAAGCAUUGAUGAAAAUGUUUCAAACGAAAGAGGAGGAUUUAUUUCAGGUCCAACUUGGUCUCCGUGCCUGCAAAGAUCCGCUCUACGAAAAGCCACCACCAGGGAACAAAAUGAGCGAGUUGCGCUUUUUGGAUACAACGCGUGAUAUUUCAGACUUAGUUCAGCAAGUCAUUGAAAGAAAUCCUUUUGAGAUCCCGGAGCUGCAAGAGAGAAAUAUUCGCGAGGCUUCAACGAGGAAGCAAUUCAAAGAUUUGAGAGAAGAAGGAAAGAAAGUCGAGAAUCCGAAUAAUUCGGAAAUUAAGCCAAAUUGGAAAAAUAUUCAAGCAAAAGUCGUUCAAAAAGCAACAAAGCGAUCAAUUAUCAAAACUCCAAGUGGAGACCUGGUUGUUGUGAAAUCGCCACUUUCAAUUGCAAAGCCUAAACUGGAAAAACCUAAAAUUGUGCCAGCUCUACCUGUGAAAUCUCCACGAGACAGCGAAUUUAUCGAGCUGUAUGUAGAAGAUCAAGACAACAGCGAUGAAGAGUGGGGCGACUCUUUGAGGAUGAGGAUUGACGACGACCUCGACUCACAGGCUUCUCGUUGGCGACGACGAUAUCUGAAAUCACGAUUCGACCGAGGGGAUCUU
Mesorhabditis belari is the source of this 2103-nucleotide messenger RNA. The record is from the annotation of a GenBank genome assembly. NCBI's taxonomy places the organism in Eukaryota, Metazoa, Nematoda, Chromadorea, Rhabditida, Rhabditidae.